AUGGAAGCCAAGUUUUAUGGUUUAACCCGCAAAGACGUUAAACGUAUGGCAUUUUACUUGGCGGAAAAAAACGGCAUAAGGCAUCCUUUUGGGAACACACAAACAGAAGGAAGGGGCUGGUUAGAUCUAUUUCUGCAAAGGCACAAAAUUUUGUCAGUUAGAAAACCUACUGGGACAUCAUUUGCUCGCGCCAGAGGGUUCAACAAAGAGACUGUGGACAACUUCUUUACACUUUUGGAAAAAACAUAUGAAAACCACAGCUUCCCAGCUAAUCGCGUCUCUAAUGUAGAUGAGACUGGUCUAACUGUUGUGCAAAAAAAAGUGGCUGAAGUGGUUGGUCGUAAGGGCAAAAAACAAAUUGCAUCUUUAACAUCAUUAGUCACUUUGAUAACCUGCAUGAAUGCAGGGGGAGACUUCGUUCCACCAAUGCUCAUAUUUCCUAAAAAAAAUAUGAAUGUGCAACUAAUGAAAGGCACUCCUCCAGGAUCAAUAUCAGCUGUUCACCCAAGUGGAUGGGUUCAGGCUGCGUUAUUCGCCCAGUGGUUCAAACAUUUCAUUAAUACGGUAAAACCGACUGCAUCUUCGCCUGUUCUUCUAAUUUUAGAUGGACACUAUAGUCAUACCCAAGUGGACUUUCUUGCAGCCGAAAUAGAAAAAGGAAAAGAACACUGUACCGCUGAAAAUGACUUCGCUGAGAGUUCACCAGGCACAUCUCAAUCAGAUCUAGAGCCUCCCAGUCUAGACAACGUUCCACCUGGCCCAUGUGUUCCGACCUUAAAAAAGAAAACAACUGAUAGGGGUAGAAAAGCAUCACAAGCAGCGGUAAUUACUUCGUCCCCUUACAAAGACGAAUUAUUGUUGAGCACUGCCAAUAAAACUAAACAAGAGAUUAAGUCUGUUAAGAAAAAGGUGUUUUCUCAAUCAACCAAAAAUACAUCGUCCAUAACUUCAAAGGAGAAUAAAAAGCAGCGAUCUUUAGGAGAAUCUGAAAGUGAUGACGACGAAACAGAGCUGGUGUUAGCAGAUGAUGACUUAGAUAUGGAUGAUAUGCCUGGACAAAAGGAACCAGAUGAUUUAGAUGCGGAAUGCAUCUUUUGUGAAAGCAGAUUUUCCGAAGACCGCAAAGGAGAACUGUGGGUUCAACGUUUAAUGUGCAAUAUGUGGUGUCAUGUCGAUUGUGCAGGUGCUGAUAAGGAUGAUUAUUAUAAACUAGUUCAACCUAUCGCUCUUAGGAUAAACUGA
This is a messenger RNA of Acanthoscelides obtectus, 1242 nucleotides long. The record is from the annotation of a GenBank genome assembly. Lineage: Eukaryota; Metazoa; Arthropoda; Insecta; Coleoptera; Chrysomelidae.